UAACAACGACGAGGGUUUAGAGAACGCGGGGCAGCCUCAUCAGCUCUCGUCUUGCACGUGAAAACAGGUAAUAUUAUUAGUAAUCUAUUAAGUAAUCAAAUUAGUUUUGAAGUUCUUAGCCGAGGAGGAAAAGCUGGAGCGAUUGCCGAUUUGAUAAGUGACAGAUUUGGAAGGAGUUCACUGCGAGCGAGCUGGGUCAGUUGCUUCAACAAGAGAAGAUACGUCUUUGAUGGCUGGAAUAUUUGGAUUUCUGUUUGGAAAAAAGAAACGCGAGGCGAUAGAAGACUAUGAAAGCGAGGAUGGCAGUCUGGACGAAUACGAGGGUGAGCAGCGGCGCAACAGCAAGAGACAGCGGCGGACGGAGCCGUUGGUCCUGCGGUUGAUUCUCAAGUACGCUAGUUCUUCUGCUGAGGAAGAACAAGAGGGAGAAGAACCAGACAGCGAAUGCCGGGUGAUUUUCUCGCUGAACGAGGAGGAUUUGGAGUAUAGGGCUAGUAUUCGUGAGUUUGCGCAGAACGUGGGGCAGGAGUUUGCUGGUGUUUUUGGGCGGUUGCGAGAGGAGCGAGAGGGGCAUCAUCAUCAUCAUCAUCAUGGAGACGAGGAGGAGGAGCAGGAUGAGGAGAUGGGUGCGUGGAGGAGGUAUCGGUGCUCGGAUGAGUUUGGGUUUUUGUAUACGCCCGAGAGUGUGGUGAAUGAUGUCUUUCGGGAUGGACAGGUCGUGAUAGUCGAGCAGUUGAGCGGUGAAGAUCAAUCACCAGGAUCAUUCGCAACUUCCCUUGUUAGCACUGAACCCGUGCCGCAAAUCGCAGAUGCGCAGAGUACACCCGAAUCAGACGAUGACGCGCCUGUCCUCUCGGAGCAGCAGCUAGCCGCGAUGGCAAAGAUCGACGCGAUGUUUGACACUUAUGAGGGUGAAAAGGAGAACUUGCCCAUUCAAAAGAAAGGGAAACCGUUCGAAGGCACGCAGGCGACAAAGGCGCGGAAUUUGCGGCGUAAGCGGGCAAAGCAACUUCGUAAGCAGAAGCAGGAGCAGCAGCAGCGAGAAGAAGAAGAGGACGGGCAAAAGCCUACGGAUGAAGAAACUGAGCUGCUGGAACGGAAACGAAAAGAGCUGUUAUCGCGACUUGAUGCGAUGCAGGUUAUUGGGAGUGAAGGAGAAGGUUCGGACGGAUCGGAGGAUGAAACUGACGGUAUGGGGGAUGCUAGGCAAAGUGCGAACAGUACCCAGGAAAGCGAAAGUGACAGUCAAGAGGGAUCUUCGUCAUCGUCAGUUUCGUCAUCGCCGCCACUGCCACGGACAGAAGAAGAGUUUUUGCGGCUUGAUGUGUCGCAGGCUUUCGGGAGCGAUGACGGCGAUGCCCGCGAAUUGUUUGCAAGUCUAGGAUGGGAGAAUGUAGCUGAUGAUGCUGAGAUGAGUGGGAGUUAUAUCGGGGAAGGCGCGAGUGAAGAUGAAGAAGAAUCCUGGUCAUCGUCAUCGUCAUCGUCAUCGUCUUCAGAAUCAGAGUCAGAGUCAGAGUCAGAGUCAGAGUCUUCUGACGACGGAGAAGAGGCUCCUCAAGAAGCUGAUGAAUCUAGAAAUUCCCCCGCCUCAUCAUCGUCAUCGUCAUCAUCCUCGAGCGCCAGCCCAACACUCCAACCACACAUGACCGUCCUCGCCGAAUCAAUCGAAGUCAAAGGCCCCACCGCGCACGAGCUCGAUAUCCCACCCUUCCCGUUCGAGCAGGUCAACUCUGAGAACUGGAAGCCAAAGUAUCCCGUCCUCAAGCAGAACGGCGACGGCGAGGAGGCAGAGAAGGAGUGGGUUACUAGGCGUCCUGCGAGGAAGAGGAAGAGACGGUGAGUGAGAAGAUUUAUGUGUGAUGUAUUUUAGGUGUAUACAAAAUGAAAGCAAAU
Messenger RNA from Myxozyma melibiosi, 1893 nucleotides. RefSeq lists its product as uncharacterized. Lineage: Eukaryota; Fungi; Ascomycota; Lipomycetes; Lipomycetales; Lipomycetaceae. The transcript is spliced from 3 exons. The record is from RefSeq and is a predicted model, not a curated record. Bases 230 to 1840 code for a protein of 536 amino acids.